AUGGCGACGGUAGAAGGCCGUGCAGAAGUAAUGCCUUCCGCGAACAAGACACCGCCAAACCUGCCCUGGCCUGACAUCUCUUCGCGCGCCAAGUGGUCUGUGUCGUCCUACAAAUUCGGAUUCGGGGCCGAAUGUCUCUGUGACGGAGACCCGGAAACGUUUUGGCACUCGGACGGACCACAACCGCAUUUUGUGACCAUCGAGUUUCCCCGAAAAGUUGCCAUCCAGAAGCUUUGUAUAUAUCUAAGCCAUCCACAAGACGACUCGUACACGCCUUCCGCCCUUGCAAUAAGAGCAGGCACAGGCUAUAGCGACCUCCAGGAUGUCAGGAUGAUCACAUUCGAGCGACCGGACGGGUGGAUCACAUUCGACGUUUCUUCAGAGCCUAACGAGGACGGGGAUGGGCUGAAGCCGGUCUAUGCGUAUUUGUUGCAGAUAAUCGUCGUCGCCAAUCACAUGGGUGGAAAAGACACGCAUGUUCGCGGCCUGCGAGUCCUCGGCCCUGUCGAGUACGUCCUUCUCGCUUGA
Molecule: messenger RNA, 528 nt
Organism: Mycena citricolor
Lineage: Eukaryota; Fungi; Basidiomycota; Agaricomycetes; Agaricales; Mycenaceae
Source: the annotation of a GenBank genome assembly